This is a messenger RNA of Schistosoma mattheei, 1081 nucleotides long. NCBI's taxonomy places the organism in Eukaryota, Metazoa, Platyhelminthes, Trematoda, Strigeidida, Schistosomatidae. The record is from the annotation of a GenBank genome assembly.
AUGACCUUCGACUUACUUGAACUUAAGUCCUUCCUUAAUUCCUUGCGGAAGGCCAUUGAAACAUGUUCAGAAUACGAUAUAAUACCUCAUAUAGAUGAAGGUGAUCAUAAACCUUUGUCCAUUUGUAAUGAUGCAUUUGGGAUAUGUAAGUGUACAACAACUGUCGUCUUUGGUGAAUACGAAUCAAAUACAUCGGAACUUGUUUCUGACGAUUUGCUGAAUUAUCUUCUGCUAGUAUCUCCUAACACAACAACUUUCUGGAACUUCAAGCGUAAAGCUCUAUUAAACAGCGAAUUAUCAGUGGAUCCAGAACUAAGGUUCACUCAAUUGAUUCUAAACAAGUAUCCUCGUUCAUACGAGACUAUAUUUCACCGUCAAUGGAUUAUUCACCGUUACAAUUAUCUAAAUGAUCACAAAUUUCUAUUAUCUGAAUUGGAGUUAUGUAAUAAAUUUGCGGACAAAUAUCGUUGUAAUUAUGGUUUAUGGCAAUACCGUCGGUUUUUACUAUUACAUCAACAAAAUCCUGAGACAUAUAAGAUAGAAUUGAAUAAUUUAAAUGUUUGGUUAGCAAAACACCCAACUGAUAUAAGUGGUUGGAGUUAUUUAGAAUGUGUCCUUGAUGUAUUAGUGAGUCAAUCUAUGGUUGUCGCAUUAUCUCCAAUGUUAGAUGAUCAAAAAUUGCUAUUAGAAAACUCAACAAGGAUUAUUCAAAGUUAUUUUGAAAAAGUACAUGACAUUCUAGAACUUUAUCCUGAACGAGAAUGUGUAUGGAUGUUUAGAAGACGGUUGAUUACAUUCUGGAUCCAACUAAAUCGUUAUCAAUCUUCAUACAAUUCCAAUGAAAGCAUCAUGAAAUUACUUAAUCAAGUGGAACCUUUACUUCCUAAAACAUUAAAUAUUAUUACACAAUUAAAAUCAUCUAAAAUAUAUUUUACAGGAUUUUCUUUUAAUGAAUUCUUAAAUUGGUCAUAUAGAAAUAAUCUAUGCAAAGAACCAUCAACAUUCAAGUGGACUGAUCUACUUUCUUGGCGAUAUUUAUUUUGGUUAUCCGAAUAUUUAUCGAGUUUACUUAAAAAAUUAG